CCGUGAUCCGGAAGUACUUCGUUAUCCUUGCCUGCUUCACAGCGGUGCAUGUAGCUAUCUGCUCACAACUGCACGGAUCAAAUUGUUGCUAGCAAAUGUACCAUUUUCAAAACGUUAUUAGCAUAUUACUUAGACACGAAGUUUAAAUCUUCUGCGGAAGUCAGACCGAUCUCUGUUUAGUUUUCGCAAACGUUUGAAAAUGUUGAGCAGUGUUUCUCUCCGGGCUCAGAUCGCUUCCAUCAUAGAGGUACUUUCUAAAGCUGCGGUUUCAGAAAUUAGCAAAGUAGUCGACGAUGGCAUAGUUGUGUUACGUGUGGAAAUGUGUCGACGGGAAAAUGAAAUCAACGUCCUGAAAAAUAAUGUACAACAACUUGACAGCGAGCUUCGAAAAGCUCGAGGGAUUCAACCUCGAAAACGCAUUCAUCAUGGUCGAUCAGUCGCUGCUGAGAAUCUUGGGAGAGAAGGGCCUGGUAAAAAUGGUACCACUUGUGUGAGGAGGACCUCCGUUGAGAAACUGCAGCCUGGGGGAGACGGCAAUGGAAAGGAUGAAGGCGUUGGACCUGCGGAUGAGACUCUGGUCAAGAUUGAGCCGGGAGGGGAGGGUGAACAGGAAGAGCAGACCUCAAGGAGAAAAGACGAGGAUCGUCUUGAUGCUGAACUGUCAACGUACGAGAGAGACAGCCAGCCGUGGAUGCCCGGUACACAAGAAGACAAUGAUAUGGAGACAAACUCACUGUGUCUCCCUGAUCACUCUCCUGAACCUUCCGGAAUGACGGCAGCUUCAUGCAGCAGUGUUUCAUUACCAGGGAAACCAUAUUUGGAGUCAAAUGUCAGAGAGGAUAUGAUUUUACAACUCCGACAGCAACAACGUCAUAGGCAGUCAGAAGCGCUCAGGAGAACAAGCGACGGCACGGUAAAGUCAAACCCAGACCCUCAAAGUGAAUUCGGUUUUGGCCUGAAUUACAAUACGGCAAGGAGAGCGAGGACCAAGAGAUUUUUCCAGGUUAAUAAACACUUCAUUUGCACACUGUGUGGAAAGAGUUUUGAACGUUACAGCCAUCUUGAAAGACAUCUACGAAUUCAUACGGGUGAGAAACCGUACAGUUGUGACCUAUGUGGAAGGUGUUUCAACCAGAAGGGUAGCCUCAAAGGACAUCUGAAGACUCACAGAGUAUCGAUGGACGGGCUAGCUAACAACGAAGAGAAGCCUCUCCUGGAUAGACGUCAGUCUGAGGAAGAGCGUUGCAACGGAAAGUACGAAGUUUUCCAAACUGCUCCUCAGAUGCCCAUGAAGUCUGAGCCGGGGGAGGAGAAGGAUGCAUUCCAGACACUAGAUCAUAAAGCAGGAGAACAGACUGCAGGAAGAGCAGAACAGCAACUGGAUGAUGACUUGUCAACGUACGGGAGAGACGGCCGGCCGUGGAUGUCCAGUUCACAAGCAGACAACAAUAUGGAGACGAGCAAUUCAGAAUAUUUCAUCAGUUCAGGUCAGAACUCUCAGUGUCUCACUGAUCACUCUCCUGUACCUCCCAGUUCAGGUCAGAACUCCCAGUGUCUCACUGAUCACUCUCCUGUACUUCCUGUCCUAGGAAGGGUGGAAGCGUCAUGUAGCAGUGCUUCAUCUCCAGGGAAACCAUAUGUAGAUGUCAGCGAGGAUAUGAUUUUACAGCUCAGACAGCAACAUUAUGGACCUUCAGACACACUCUUGAUAGCAAGUGACGGUACAGUACAGCCAAACUCGCAGGUCACGGACGGGGCUUCUCUGAACCAUCCUCCCAUCUUCUCCAGUUUUCCGGAAAGGAAGGUGAAAACCUUCCAAGGAGUCACCAAGGACAAGAAGUGCUUCAUCUGCUCAUUCUGUGGGAAGGUUUUUGAGCGUGUUGGUCAUCUGGAAAGGCACCAGCGAAUUCAUACGGGUGAGAAACCGUAUAGUUGUGACAUAUGUGGAAGGUGUUUCAACCAGAAGGGGAGCCUCAAAGGACAUCUGAAGACUCACAGAGACGGCGCUGACAUGCUAACGGGUCUACCUCCGCUAGAUGAUAAAAAGCCUGACGUUUAUCCUAGACCCUCGGAGAACCCAGAGGAACCGAGGGAUCAGCCCUCACCUGGUGAAGCACAGCCUAGCUCCGGGCACAGUGAGGAGGAGGAGGGCAGGGGGCAGGGGUUGGUGGGGGGAGCAGAGAAAGAGAAGCAGUUUGAAUCCCAGAUACUCAGUCAGUCAGGACCUCCACACCAACAAAGCACAGAGCGACCAGGUUACCAGGACGACCCAGAGUAUGUCAUGGAUGAGAGGGAGAGUCAGCUGUGUAGAUCUUUCACAGAGAGGCACAGUGAUAUGGAGUCUGGAUCACUAAAUCCAGGUUGCUCCUCCGAUGUGACAAAGCAUCAGAACUCCCAUCCUGUUUCACCCAGUGUCAAAUACCAUCACAGUCCUUUUGAUGGACUGCACCACCACCACGGGUUCUAUACGUCAGCUUCUAGAGAGGUGGAACUUCAACACUUGUCUUUUCAGGAUGAGAAAGACAGGUUGGAUGUGAUUGAGCAAGAGCAGUAUGCAGGGGUGGUUCUACAUGCAAGGAACAGGGAGGAUGGUGAUGGAACAGUACUACCUAGGUUUCAGGACCGGGUACCACCGUCACCACUACCUGUAGAGGAGGAAACGGCAAUGAGAGCGUACAUCACAGAACCAAACUACAGUCAAGAGGGGAUUUUAUUUGCCCUUGGCAUAGACAGUUUUGACAGUACAGAGGGAACCAGUGCCACUACAGACGACACAAGAAAUAGAUGUUUCAUAUGCUCCUUUUGUGGAAAGAGUUUUGAUCGCCAUAGUCAUUUUGAAAGACACCUGCACACUCAUACUGGUGAGAAGCCCUACAGCUGUGAGAUAUGUGGUAAGACUUUCACUCAGAAGAGCAGCCUGAAAGCUCAUCAGAGACUUCAUACAGGUUAAUCAAGGGCCAAAGCGUAUUUGUUUGCAUUUCAAAUGGCAUCCUAUUCCCUAUACAGUUGCAAGAAACAGUAUGUGAACCCUUUGGAAUUACCUGGAUUAGGGUCAUAAAAUUUUAUCUGAUCUUCAUCUAAGUCACAACAAUAGACACAGUCUGCUUAAACUAAUAAUACACAAAUUAUUGUAUUUUUCUUGUCUAUAUUGAAUACAUAAUUUAAACAUUCACAGUGUGGGUUGAAAAAAUUAUGUGAACCCCGAGGCUAAUGUCUUCUCCAAAAGCUAAUUGGAGUCAGGAGUCAGCUAACCUGGAGUCCAAUCAACGAGACGAGAUUGGAGAUGUUGGUUAGAGCUGCUCUGCUAUUCACUAGAAGCUGUGAACCACGCCUCGAACAAACGAGAUCUCAGAAGACCUAAGAUUAAGAAUUGUUGACUUGCAUAAAGCUGAAAAAGGUUACAAAAGUAUCUCUAUAAGCCUUGAUGUUCAUCGGUCCACGGUGAGACAAAUGAUCUAUAAAUGGAGAAAGUUCAGCACUGUUGCUACUAGAGGUCGACCCGAUUUAAUUAGGGCAGAUUUCAAGUUUUCAUAACAAUCAGUAAUCGGCAUUUUUGGACACCGAUAAUUGCCGAUUACAUUGUACUCCAGGAGGAGACUGCGUGACGGCUGACUACCUGUUAUGCGAGUGAAGCAAGGAGACAAGGUAAGGUGCUAGCUAGCAUUAAAAGUAUCUUAUAAAAACAACCAAUCUUCACAUAAUCACUAGUUAACUACACAUGGUUGAUGAUAUUACUAGGUUAACUAGCUU
This is a messenger RNA of Oncorhynchus mykiss (rainbow trout), 3750 nucleotides long. RefSeq lists its product as uncharacterized. Gene Ontology annotation, molecular function: RNA polymerase II transcription regulatory region sequence-specific DNA binding; DNA-binding transcription factor activity, RNA polymerase II-specific. Lineage: Eukaryota; Metazoa; Chordata; Actinopteri; Salmoniformes; Salmonidae. Gene Ontology annotation, biological process: embryo development; regulation of transcription by RNA polymerase II. Gene Ontology annotation, cellular component: nucleus. The record is from RefSeq and is a predicted model, not a curated record.